AGGGGGGGCCCUGCACGUGGAGUCAUCAGCUGAUCGCCCGAGCGCUCUCGCGCCGCUCGCUUCGCGAUCACGGCGCUGGCAAUGGCGGCCGUGGAGGAGGAGAGCCUGGAGUCGUGGCUCAACAAAGCAACCAGCCCCAUGAACCGGCAGGAGGACUGGGAAUACAUCAUGGGCUUCUGCGACCAGAUCAACAAGGAACUGGAAGGGCCCCAGAUCGCGACGCGACUGCUCAGCCACAAGGCGCAGUCACCACAGGAGUGGGAGGCCCUGCAGGCGCUGACGGUGCUGGAGGCCUGCAUGAAGAACUGUGAUCGGCGGUUCCACAGUGAAGUGGGGAAGUUCCGCUUCCUUAACGAACUCAUCAAAGUCGUCUCACCGAAGUACCUGGGGAGCCGCGCGUCGGAGAAGGUAAAGAAGAGAGUUAUCGAGCUGAUAUUCAGCUGGACCCUGGCCCUGCCGGAUGAGACCAAGGUCGCAGAGGCUUACCAGAUGCUCAAAAAACAAGGAAUCGUGUUGGAGGACCCGAUGAUCGAGGAGGACAAAACAUUGGUGCCGCCACCACGGCCCAAAGACACGCUCUUUGAGGAUGAGGAAAAGGCCAAGCUGCUGGACCGACUGCUCAAGAGUAAAAAUCCCGAAGACCUGCAGGCUGCCAACAGGCUUAUUAAGACCAUGGUGAAGGAGGACCAGGCGCGCAUGGAGCGUGUCGGCAAGAGGAUCAAGGCCGUGGAGGAGGUGGACGGCAACGUGAAGCUGCUGAGCGAGAUGCUGGCUCAUUACCGGCGCGAGGAUGCCUCGGACGACGAUCGCGACAUCAUGAAGGAGCUGCACGAGCGCUGCGAGAAGCUGCGGCCGACUGUGUUCAAGCUCGCCAGCGAGACGGCCGACAACGACGACGGCCUCGCCGAGAUCCUGCGAGCCAACGACGACCUGAUGAGGGUCAUGAACUCCUACAGGAAGAUUGUGGAGAACCGGGAGGUGAACGGAGACGCGGGGAAGAUGGAAACGGGCACGGCGCUCGACGGAGGCGCCGGGGGGGGGGACGUGUCGGCGCUCAUCGAGCUCGCCGGGCUGGACGUGGCGCCCUCGCUGCCGGCGCCACGACCCAAAGCGGCGGCGGCGGCGGCGGCGGUGGCGGUGACGCGGCCGCCGCCGCCGCCGCCGCCGCCCAUCUUCCCCGUGGUGCCGCCCCCUCCCGCGAGGCACGCUGGGAGCCUGGCGGGCGGCGCCGCCCUGGAGCGUGCGGCCAGCCUGCUGGACGACGAGCUCGUGUCCCUCGCCAUCGACGACCCCGUCCCCAACCCGACGGUGGAUCCUGCCGUGGUCAACUGGGACUCGAUCAUGCAGGACCGGUCGCUGGGGGCCGGCUCCUCGUCACGGAACGCGUCGCUGGUGUCCACGCCAUGCCACGGCGCCCCCAGGACUGACGUGUCGGUCCCCAGCGGCCUGGAGGAGCUCGAUCUGCUGGGCAAGACCCUGCUGCAGCAGUCUCUGCCGCCGCAGGGCCUGCAGGUCAAAUGGGCGGCACCGCAGGCCAAGCUGACGCUCAACGAGAUGCAGAGCAGCAGACUGCCGCCUAAUCUCUCGGCGGCGUUCCCCGCGGUGCCACCGCAGCCCCCGGCCGGCCCGUCCCAGGGAGCGGCGGCCGCUCUGGGCAUCGCCCGGCAGCCGUCGCUGGAGCUGGAAGCCGGACAGAGUCCACUCCGUGGCGGGGCCUCCUCCUCCUCCUCCCAGCCGGACGCGUCACUGGCCAGCGUGGUGGUCCCUCUCGAGUCGAUUAAGCCCAGCAGCGCCCCGCCUGUCACCGCGUACGACAAGAACGGGCUGCGCGUGCUGCUACACUUCGCCAAGGAGAGCCCGCCGGGACGCGCCGACGUACUCGUGGUCGUGGUGUCCAUGUUCAGCACGGCGCCGCUCUGCAUCGGGAACAUCAUGCUGCAGGCCGCCGUGCCCAAGACGAUGAAGGUGAAGCUGCAGCCGCCCUCGGGCACGGAGCUGCCGCCCUUUAACCCUGUGCUGCCCCCGAGUGCCAUCACGCAGGUCAUGCUGCUCGCCAACGCUCACAAGGACAAGGUGCGUUUGCGGUACAAGCUGACGUACACCCUGGGCCAGCAGCCGCAUUCCGAAGUAGGGGAGGUGGAGGAGUUCCCGCCAGUCGACAAGUGGGGCUACCUCUGACCCCGGAGCCUUUUCCCUCCUCGCCGGCUCUCCCGGUGAUCUCUGCGUGUCUGGGAGAUGCCAGCGGUGCCACCGAGGAGCCCUCGCGGUGCCACAGAGAUUGGGAUUUUAAUGAAAGCAGCGGCCGGCGAGAAAGGAACGAAUUCAUUCAAGUGUGGAGCGCUGUGUGCACAGGAGCCGGGUCAAGGCGUAGCGUCGCGUGCGUAUUUCCACGUCACCUUUUAAUUACCAUCCGUUGUUGUCCGUUAGAUGAGCAUUAGGCGUGGUGACGCACCAGCACAGGUUGUGUCGAUUGUCAUGUAAACUUGUGAUGUUCGAGCGUACAGGAUGCCACACGUGACGUGCUAACAAUCGCCGACGAUACGCACCCACCCCCCUCCCCAUGAGCUUACAGCUCUUGCCAGUGGUCCAAGGUUGUAAAGAAAUGAGGCUUCUAAGGCAGCCACUGGCUUACAUUUGGUGCAGUAGGGCACCCCGCAGAAUGUGCUUAACCAUUUAAAAGUGGCUGUGUGUGGGAUAAAAAAAAAAUAAACUCAUGGCACUGAGACGAGAGAUCGAUGAAGGUGGGAGACAGACUGCAAUGAAGUUUAGCAAAGCUCAUUCCCCCAGAAUUAAACUGUGAAAUGUCAGCUGUAUGUGUUUGCAGCAUCUGUGCUUUUUUUACAUGUUAUUUCUAUAUUGUUUUUGCUUUUGAACCACGUGCAUGAUAUCGCACUUGCCAUUGUCCCAGCACUCUAAGCGAAACUACUUGAAGGGUAUUUCAGGAAUUGCUUCGCUUGCCCGUGGCUGCUUUUGUGAGUGGCAUUGCUUGCCGGCUGCCAAACCCAGCCAUCCGUGUCACCCCCGCCAAUGCAAGUGCCUGCCAGGGCGUGCGUGUUGAGAUAAAGUUGAGCCGCCCGCUUUGUUGACGUCUGCCCUCGGCUGCUUGUACGCGACAGACAGAGCCACGAUUGCCAAAGGGUGAUUACAUUUAACAAAUCAAGUCUAUGGCACUACGGUAGCGGCCGUCAAGCUUCCCCAAUGAGUUUUCGGAUUGUGCCGCGUGUUAACCGGCGUGAUGUCCCGACGUUUCGCUUCCGCCACGGAGAAGUGAAGUUCCUGAAGAAGCUCCAAGCACUUGGUGGAGGCGGGAAAUGUCGGACGUCACGACGAACAACACGCGGUGCAAUCCGAAAACAGGUUUUACGGUGGUCGGUUUCACCCGGGUGGCACGUCUGUGACAAAGAGCUUCACCGCUCAUCGGAUUCCUGCAGUCUAAAUAACGAUUCUCAUUCUAAUUCUGGCACCUAGCUGUUCUGCCGCUGGCUGUCCAGGAUAAAUUGGGUCAUUGACAUUUUCUAAACUUGGCAGUGCAUUGGGAUACAAGACUGCCCACAUGCAGGAAUUGCCCACAGUUUGUGGUUUGGCCACAAUCGCGCUUCAAGUAAUUUUUGGGGUUACAUUUUAUUUAAAGUUUGUGUUGUGUGGUGGGGGGCUGGGGGUGGGAGUUGAACUUGGCCAAAUGCGAAGAUAACCCCGAGUCUAAGCCAGGUGUCGUGUUUUAGGAAUGGAAAUGACCUCGCGCUUUGACCUCGCGGUACCGGCGUGCGCUGGCACUGGGGGGAGGUGAGCGAUUCUGUGGCGGUGUCGAGGCUCCGACAGACCGGUGUAUCUCCCCCGACGGAAAUGCCAAUGCGCGUAAACGGCCCCCCUCCCCCCCAGCGAUAAGAACUUGCGUGUAAUUGAAUCGAUACGUCCGUGCGGUAUGUGUUUGCACAUCUGAAGCAGAAAUAAAAACAAUUAAAGAAUGGAAUGUUAAUUUAAAAAAAUCAAAAUUGAUAGGUAUAUGCAAGCAUCGUUGUUGUGCCAGACAUGUCCUCGGAGUUGUAUUUUUAUAGUGCUAACUGCUGCUCGCUGUGCAACGUGAAGAAUGUUAAUAUUUUGGUUUAAAACAGUGCCUCAUGCAUUUUUACCAGGUCUUUUUUUGCCAUUUGUUGACUCAAGAAUCGCGUUAGAGACUCGUCAAGCAUUCUUUACACCGCAUCACGCUAUCUCAGUGCAGCUGUGUUGCAGCAGCAGCCUGUUACAACAAUAACAAAAUAACGGCAUUGUCAAGGAUGUACCCGAGUAGCCGCUUGUAUGGAACGACCGAAGCGACGCUUGAAAUAACCAACACGUGGGUCGUUUUACAGAACUGGUCCACUGGGGUUGGAGGUUGAGCAGUCGUGGCGUUCAACAUUACGUUGUUCAUGACAAAGGUAAAUGGCCCCAGGAUUUUCUCGGCGACCAAACUAUACAUUUUAUUUUCGUUUAACUUUAUCUACGUGACUUUACCGAAAGACCCAAAGAAUAUAUUUUCCUGAACACCAGGUACCAAACGCGCGUGUGGAUUGCGUAGCGUGUGACCGCGUCCGUUAAACCAGAGACUUGACAAAGCUGGGGCCGGGAUCGAUGUCACCGUUGGUUUGAAGGCCCGCUGACUGAAGGUGCGAUGCUCGUGACUGACCUUUGGGCCGGGUGGCCCAGAGGUCGGAGCACUGGGGCGGCAACCACCGAGGCUCCGGGUUUCAUUCUGGGUGGACGUUGAACUUCGUUCGCACCGUACGUAGCCAACCGUGCUAGUGGGGGUGGGGGGUAUCGGCUGUCCGGGAUCACAACUGGGGUUUUUCAAGUGCACCGAGAUGGGAUCAGCCCGGACACCAAUGAUCACAUAAACUACCCCCCCAACCGAACACCGCAUGCGGCAUUUCGCGUAAUUUGGCCAUGCAAGAAGCAUCGUGAGUGAGGGAAACUGAAUGGAGGAGCUUUGAGUUUCUGCGAUGCCCCCUUACCAAAGCGGCGCUCUCUCGUGAGGGGUGAUGUGACGCCGCGCUUUCCACGAGCACUCAAAACUGUGUUCGUCUCGUGGUCGUGACGCCCUCAGUCCGGGUGGAAACUCAUGACAACCACGUGUGCGAGUUUGACUUUACUACCAGACACGUCAGCUGUUGAUGUACCGAGGGCAAACGAAGGUGUUGGUAUACUUGCUCGGAAAGCGUCCUGCGGAACGAGAUUUGGCCAUCGGGACUUUAGCCCAGGGUCGAGGCCUUUUUAACGUCAUAAAUAUUACCUGCCAGUGAUUCCGUGGUUCCCUUUUAAAAACAAAUCCCUUGCGAGCACUUGCAAUGAGCAGACGUGGUGUCGCCAUCCCUCGGCAUCUCUCUCCAUUCCACUGCUCAAUAGAUGUCCCUUCGCGUUUCGAGACAUUCCCGCGAUCGCUGCGAUCUUCUUCAGUUUCGGCAGCUGGCCUCGGCGGUGUUUGUAGAAAGCGACGCCGCGCCUGGAGCCAAUCGUCGAACGCGGUUACGGUUAUUUGUUUCAAGUUAUCGUCAUUGAAUGUAUCGCAUCCCUGUUGAUAAACCUGCAGCGACCAUAUAGAUCUUGUUUACGGCUUACCCACCCCCCAUCUAUACCUGCAACGUCAAUCUUAAACGCUAGAACAUCCAGCCCUGAUUAAGGGACCGUUGUUUGUUUUUGUUGUCUAAGCAGAAUGUAAUGAGCACAUAGAGAAAGACUCGCGCAUUCAAAACCUCGCGGUCGAGUCGGUGGGUCUUUGACGAGCAUGCUGGAGGCGUUUUAAUGAUGCACCACUCCCCUCGAUUACUGUAAUACCGAUUGCGUAUAAGCUCCUGGUACAUGCGUCACAAGCCGUGAUUCGUAUACAGUUGUGGCCCGGCUGCAUUCGCCAAUAAAUUGAUGGAAUCACGGCCACGAUUCGUGACACCGGUGGAAGGGGAGUGGUGGUGGUGCAUCAUCACACCUCGACACCAUGCCUCAUUCAGGCACACGACAGGUGGUGGUGGACGUGUCGACGCUUGUUGACGGAUGUAAAUAAAGCGAAUGUUGAGUAAGGCGCUGGGCACAUCACACUGCGUUUCGGUUUUUCGGGUGUUCUGCGUGGGUAUAGUGGCGGUGAAAAAAAUUACAUUUUAGUAUGCAGUAGA
Petromyzon marinus (sea lamprey) is the source of this 6140-nucleotide messenger RNA. RefSeq names its product golgi associated, gamma adaptin ear containing, ARF binding protein 1 (gene GGA1). The record is from RefSeq and is a predicted model, not a curated record. Gene Ontology annotation, molecular function: small GTPase binding; ubiquitin binding; phosphatidylinositol binding. Gene Ontology annotation, cellular component: trans-Golgi network. Gene Ontology annotation, biological process: protein localization to cell surface; Golgi to plasma membrane transport; intracellular protein transport. NCBI's taxonomy places the organism in Eukaryota, Metazoa, Chordata, Hyperoartia, Petromyzontiformes, Petromyzontidae.